Cucurbita maxima (winter squash) is the source of this 1378-nucleotide messenger RNA. Its product is annotated as 14 kDa zinc-binding protein-like. The record is from RefSeq and is a predicted model, not a curated record. Gene Ontology annotation, biological process: purine ribonucleotide metabolic process; sulfur compound metabolic process. Gene Ontology annotation, molecular function: DNA-binding transcription factor activity; DNA binding; adenylylsulfatase activity. NCBI's taxonomy places the organism in Eukaryota, Viridiplantae, Streptophyta, Magnoliopsida, Cucurbitales, Cucurbitaceae. The transcript is spliced from 7 exons. The coding region runs from base 405 to 1109 and encodes 234 amino acids. Gene Ontology annotation, cellular component: cytoplasm.
AGAAUUAAAAAAUAAACAAAAGGAGAGAGAAGAAGAAGAGAGAGAAAGAGCUUCGUCCGGUCCUGACGAACCAUCUUGCCAAAAUCAGAAUUCUUACUCUCUUGUCUUCCUUUCUCAAACCCUAAAACGGACAAAUUUCAAUUCCAGUUUGCUCCCGGAGGCCGGCUACCUGCCACCGUGUUCCACCACCACCGUCGCCGCCGCCGCCACACACUUCUACUCAAACCACUCGAUUGUUUCCUCGACCCCGAAAUUCAUCGUCGGCUGCGUUUGCCCCCUAAAAUUUGGAGAUUUUGUUGGGUUUCUGUUGACUUUGGAGGUGAUGGUCCUAAAGCUAAUUCACCCGCCGUCAUCGUCCUUCUGAGUUCAUUCCAGGAAUUUUUUGCAAGUUGUUUCCCCUCAUCAUGUAUCAUGCUAAGAAAUUUUCAACUGCGAGCUUAGUUCCACAUAAAUCUCAAGGUGCCGAACAAAGUGCAAGUGUUGCGGUUCUUGGUGGAUCUACAGCCAAAAGUCCAAUGCCACCUGGGGGAGGUGGAAAACAACGGCUGCGAUGGACAUCUGAUCUUCACGACCGUUUUGUGGAUGCCAUCACACAACUUGGUGGACCAGAUAGGGCAACUCCCAAAGGGGUUUUAAGAGUAAUGGGGGUACCUGGUCUUACUAUAUAUCAUGUCAAAAGCCAUUUACAGAAGUAUCGUCUUGCAAAGUAUUUGCCAGAAUCUCCAGCAGAUGGUUCUAAGGAUGAAAAAAGAAGCUCAGAGAGUCUCUCUGGAACAGAUUCGUCUUCGGGCCUGCAAAUCAAUGAGGCAUUGAGGAUGCAAAUGGAAGUUCAGAAACGUCUUCAAGAACAGCUCGAGGUUCAAAGGCAAUUACAAAUGAGAAUAGAAGCACAGGCCAAAUAUUUGCAGAAGAUCAUUGAGGAGCAGCAGAAACUAGGCGGUGAAUCGAAAGACUCCGAGGCCUUGCCCUCGGCUGAAGAUAAUAAGCAAAAAACUUGCCAGUCUGAGUCAUAUAGCGAUGUAUCUGCAGAGCCUUCUUCUCCUCGAAAGAAACAACGUGUCGAUCAUGGAACGACAGAUGAUUCUGCCCCGUCUAUUAAUUUACCUUAACUUACCUGAAUAAAUUUGUGGUCGAUAGGACCAAGAAUUGUACGAAAGCAACAUUGGUCGGGUUUACGUCGGAGUUGGAAAUCAAGUCUCACGAGAGAAAAAGGUCGACCAGUUGCAUCAAAUGUAUGUUUGAAGUUAAGACCGAAUGGUAGUGUCGUCGUCUUCAUGAAGUUGAUGAGGUCUGUAACAUUUGUAUAUAUAUGUGCACAUGUAAACCUAUUUGUAAACCCUAUUGAAAUACUCAGACGUAAGUAGUUUCACUCUACUUA